AGUAAACGGUAAUUUGUUUUCGUUUUCACUUAAAUAAAUUGUAAACCGAAUGAUUUCUUUAAAUUAUUUUACAACUUAGCCUUAUAUACGUUUAGAUGUUACUCAUCAAAGCGGAACAGUAUCACUACGAAAUCGUACGAAUUUACGAUCACGAACCCACAUUUAUGAUACAAUGUUUGAAAAACAUUAAUAAAGUUUGAAAAUUGUUAUGUAUAUUAAUUCUGUAGAUACUCAAGUCCAAAGCUAAUCGAUCUAUUAAAAUAUACAAAUCUAUGUAAACUAUUUAAAUAUUAUAAAAAAGAUCAACUACUGUUACAAAUUCUUUGUUUGUGUUACAACUACAUAAAAAAGUUACAAACCGUAACUUCAUUUUUCUUAAAAAAUGUAACACGUUGCUUGGCUUUACCUAAGGUUUUAACUUUUUGGUGCAGUUUUAAAACGAUUUUUUUUAUAUCAGUUUAAAAUUACAAUACUGGAUUUUACAUUGUUUCCGAAUUUUUGAAUAGGACUUGUUCACAGCACUCAUAACUGAUUACAUUAAGUGCAUUAUCUUAAACAAAAUUUAAAUUUAUAAUCUUUCAAACCUCUUGAACAAAAACCUGAUCAACGGAUAUUACAUGUUCAUUCGCCUUAAAAUAGCAAAAGAUUAUCAGUGACUAGCCAUUAUUCUAUUUGUAACCUACAGUCGAUAAAAUGUGUAUACGCAUUCGUAAUAAAAUAUGUUAAAUUAUAUGUUUGAAAUUAAUUUACUUAUAUGUAUUUUUAUAUCUUAGGUGGUAUGUAUAAUAUAAAAAUAAAAAUAUUAACAAAAUUGUAAAAUAAUCUUUUCUACAAUAAAUAUUUAUCAAGAACAUUGAGAAGAAAUAGGCUUGACACAAACCAGUGAUUUAUUCAAAAUUAUUAAUUUUAAUCUUUAAUUCCUAAAGAAUUAAAGAUUUAACAUUAAAUCUUUAAUUUUAAUCUUUCAAUAUAAUCUUAAUCUUUAAAGUAAUUUCUAUUAAACAAGGCUUAAUAGAAAGUACUGAUUCGUGCCAUUACUAACAAAUAUAACAAAGAAUGUAGUCUCUCCACAUUUGUAGCACACAUUUAUGUAUAAGAAACGAAAUAAGAAUUUCUUUUGAGAAUUUUAUAAUACAUAAAAUCACGCUAUGCUUUUGUUUUAUAUUUUUUUUGUUUAUUUUAGAGAAUUUUACAUGAUUGUGACCUAUAAUUGAUGUGAUACCGACAACACCAUUACAUCUUUUCAAAAACAAAAGGCCGGUAACUGUAAUGUAUGCCGUGCCCCACGACUGUUCGGCGACCCCUAGAGUGGACAGGCGGUGGCUUAUGAGUAUAUUAGACAAACACAAUGGUUGGGGUGAAUCACGCCAAAAUGGCUCCCCUCCUCUCCCACCACCAGCCCCUCCCGCCCAGGGGCUAACUUGAAGUGGAGAGCUCUGCCUCUUCAGUCGGAGUUCAACCCUCCAGUGUACAGGUGCCUUCCAAGUGCCUACUCCUGUGGCAGUAGUUGUAGAAUUUUUCUUGUGUUUUUCAUUUUGUGACAUUUUCCACACCAAGAUGACUUCUUCUGGAGUGAAGCUCUUCAGGCCAUGGGAUCUCGAAGACUCAAGAUCUUCGGAUUCUCCUGAAUCUGCAUCGGCCUCGUCGUCGACGACUUCCCCGGCUCCCUCCAACGAUCGUCCGAUGGAUCCCUAUUCCCCAGCCCACUGGCCGCUCCCGGACGACUCGUACUGGGCCUGCCUCGCCGCCUCCUACGACGCCGCCGAUGCCAAGAGCAAAGCCCGCCCCAAGAAGUACCGAUGCCCCUACUGCCAGGUCGGCUUCAGCAAUAACGGCCAACUUAAGGGCCACAUCCGGAUACAUACAGGUGAAAGGCCGUUCAGGUGUGACGCGGAGGGAUGUGGGAAGAGUUUUACGAGGAAUGAAGAACUGACCAGGCACAAAAGGAUACACACAGGUCUUCGUCCUUUUGCCUGUCAGACUUGUGGCAAAAGUUUUGGCAGGAAGGACCACCUCAAAAAACACACCAGGACCCACCUGCCUGUCCUCCCACAUCCCGCGUACGUCCUGUAUCCUUAUUUUUACGGCUGCUGACGCUGAUCAUUUUCAAAAUUAAAUUUUUCAAAUGAAGAGUUCAGCUCCAUUUCAUCUUCCGCAUAUUGCAGCGUGUGAACGCGUGACUCCUGGAAUCUGCAGUUUGUGUCCUUCCGGAAGAUAAAAAAAGUAGGCUAGGAUUAGUGCAGAUGAUGAAGCAGUGACAAACCCUUUUCAUCUAGGUUGCACUGGAUGGCUGCUGAUAAGCCACACAAGGCUAUUUUAAAACUAUGAGUCUCUGAUGCCGAAACGAUGCAAAGAGUUCCUCUUGAAUUCUACUUCGCUAACUUUCUCUUUAAGCGAACGUGGAUUCUAGAUUCCAGGAGUCGAAUUCUGUUGCUGCAUCAAGAGAAAGGUGAACUGGAGCUUAACUCAACAUUCGUAUUAAAUCAACGCUUCCCACCAUAGUUAUGGUAUGUAUAGAAUUAAUUUUUAUCUUUAAAAUAUUGUAUAUAGUGUAGUUUUAGUUUUAUUAUUUUGUAAAUGCCUAAAUAAUUGAUGUGAUAUUAGAUAUAAGUAUUUGCCUAGUAAAUGUUCCGUUUGUCACUCAUUUUAAUAUACCAUAUGCCUAGUUGUAAAUUAAAAACAUAUUUUUUAUAAACUUUUAAAAUAUAUAAUAACUAUUAAAAUUGUAUAUAGUAUUUUUAUAUGACGAUAUUUAGUAAAAAUUGAUAAGAGAUUAGUAACUUUUAAGAUAUAUGUUAGUUAUUUUUUAAUUUUACCUUAACUAAAUAAUUUUUUUUAUAAGCACCUACCUUCUAAAUAGAAUUUUAAAUACAUUCAAAAAGUUAUCAUUUGUUUUUUUAUUAUAUUAUUUAGUAGUAAGACUGUUAGUUUUUUAAUUCGUUGUAUAUUUUUCAAGGAUUCAUUUUGACUAGGUGUAUUUUUGAAUUUUUUUUCUUAUUUUAGAUUUUUAUAUAAUUUUGUUUUUGUUUAAUUUAUAAUUUUUUGUAAAAUGUUUAUCAAAAUUUAUAACACAUAGAGUAACCAGUUAUAAAUAAGAUAUUAAUAAUACCCAUGUAAAGUUUUAAUUAUAUUUUAUGUAUUAUAUUGAAUAAUGUAAAUACCAAAGUUUAUUAUAUAUUUUAACAAAUUAAAUUGUAAUUUGUCAGUAAAGUCUAUUCUGAGU
This is a messenger RNA of Homalodisca vitripennis (glassy-winged sharpshooter), 3223 nucleotides long. RefSeq names its product Krueppel-like factor 14. NCBI's taxonomy places the organism in Eukaryota, Metazoa, Arthropoda, Insecta, Hemiptera, Cicadellidae. Gene Ontology annotation, biological process: regulation of transcription by RNA polymerase II. The record is from RefSeq and is a predicted model, not a curated record. The coding region runs from base 1558 to 2094 and encodes 178 amino acids. Gene Ontology annotation, molecular function: RNA polymerase II cis-regulatory region sequence-specific DNA binding; DNA-binding transcription factor activity, RNA polymerase II-specific. The transcript is spliced from 2 exons.